AUGUCAUCGCCAGUUUCGUACGCUAACGUCGCCAAGGGGCAAGUUCCAGAACAGGAAUUGCAUGAAGUUUCAGGUGAAGCUUCUAGAAGUGAAACCUCCGGGGUUGAGGUCAUUUCGACAGAAGAACCACAAGAAGCAGAAGCAGCAACAUCCGAGCCUGCUGAGCCUACUGAGCGUGCUGAGUCAGCUGAGACCAAAGAAAAGGAAGCUGCUAAGGAAAAGAAGCCAUUGGCGCCAGCUCCAGUUCCUAGCAAGUCUGCUUGGGGUGCUGCUGCAAACGUGAGCAACAAACCAGUUGACGAGCACAAGUGGCCUACACCUGAUAAGGCCAGUUUGUCAGAUCAACAGGCCACUCCAACCCAAAAGCAGCAAAAAUUCAUUAAGCCUAUUACCAACAAAUGGGUGCCUAUCAAUGCAAAGGUUAUCUUACCAAGUGGAAGAACAAACAGUCAGAAGCAAAAGCAAAACAAAAAGAACAAGAAGGGUGCUAAUACCCAAAAGAAGCAAGUGAAUAAUCAAAGUGCCCAAAAUACCAAUAACAAUCCAAACAUGCAAGCAACCCAACCAGUCGCUGGCAUAAGUAAGAAGGACGGUCAAUUUGAAUCUCCUGAGCAAGCCCAGCAACCACAUGACGGUUUCAAGCCAAGACCAAAUGGUCAGUUCCAAGGUCAACCUCAAGGUCAACCUCAGCAAAAGAAUAUGAGACGCUUUAACGGUAACACCAACGGAAGUUUCAAACCAAGAUUCCCUAACCAGCCACCAUCUCAACAACAGCAACAAUCAUCACCUCAGCAAAAUGGUUUCUACCACCCUCAACCAUUUGUUCAAAAUCAAAACUACCAAAAUUUCAAUAACCGUCAAUUUAGACCAAAUCAAUUCCGUCAUCAAAAUAAUAGAAAUUCAUUCCACCAACCAAUGAAUGGAUCAAAUGGAUUUAUCAAUAGUUCCAUGGGAUUACCACAACAAAUUCCACAACAAAUUCCUCCACCAAUUUCACCAAAGCAAGAUCCUCAACAAGCAUUAACUCAACAAAUCGACUAUUACUUUUCUUUGGAAAACUUAAUAAAAGAUAUCUUUUUGAGAAAGAAUAUGAACACUGAAGGGUGGGUUUCAUUGGCAUUAAUUUUGAAUUUUAAGCGUGUUAAAAUAAUUAUCAACGGUAUACAAAACAGUAUUGAAAAUAAAGAAAUCAGUUCUAGCACCAUUAUUUUGGAUUCUUUAAAACAUUGUGAGAAUUUAGAGAUUAAUUAUUUAAAUGGUAAAGAUUUACAAACUGCUGAUAUUGAUGACAUUGAGUUGAGAGUUAAGGGGAAUUAUGAACAAUGGUUGUUACCAAAUGAUAAUUAA
Molecule: messenger RNA, 1347 nt
Organism: Debaryomyces tyrocola
Lineage: Eukaryota; Fungi; Ascomycota; Pichiomycetes; Serinales; Debaryomycetaceae
Source: the annotation of a GenBank genome assembly